This is a messenger RNA of Misgurnus anguillicaudatus (oriental weatherfish), 3610 nucleotides long. It is a transcript of the gene zic4, whose product is annotated as zic family member 4. Lineage: Eukaryota; Metazoa; Chordata; Actinopteri; Cypriniformes; Cobitidae. Gene Ontology annotation, cellular component: nucleus. Gene Ontology annotation, molecular function: RNA polymerase II cis-regulatory region sequence-specific DNA binding; DNA-binding transcription factor activity, RNA polymerase II-specific. The record is from RefSeq and is a predicted model, not a curated record. Gene Ontology annotation, biological process: regulation of transcription by RNA polymerase II.
AUACAGUAGUGGCGCAUUAAACAUUUCAACUUCCCACGUGUUAAUACACCCAGCGGGCAAAUAAAAACAACGCUUAAGAUAUAGGCACUCAUCGACCACAUAUUAAAAGUUUUUUUUUUUGAAAUUCUUGCAUUUGUGUGCAAUGCCUUCUUUGGACAAUGUUUUUUUUUUAGUUACUAAAGUUCUGGCGUAUGUGUUUAAGAGGUGGGGAUUGUCACUAUUCUUUCAAGACCUUUAUAUAAAUAUUGUUCAGUUGUUGUAAACUUAAUGUUUAAUAAGCGCACUUUAUUUAUUUAUAACAGGUGCAGUGUCAGCAGAAUAGUUAUUAUAUUUGUGUUUAAUUACAACUAUUUAGAAUUUUACUUAACAGUUAGUUUAGCUGUUUUGCCAAGAUUAUUUGCUUUGCUGCCCUGUACACUUUUGAUGAAGCACCACCUCCUGUGUUCCUGAUCCGCCACUGCUGAACAACUGAGGCUGAAAAUUACCCCCGAUCAUAACAACAGGUCUUUUUACGUUACUUAUUUUCUCCGGACAAUAGGUGCCCUUUCGCGCUUUUCACAAGACACCGAUCCCAUGACGACGCAGAAGUGUGGAUAAGGGAAACAGGUCGUGAAAGCAUUUACCUAAAGGGUUAAAUACAGAAAAGCGGAGUCGACAGCAGAAGACAGCAUACAACUGACAACGUUAAUUUCGAACUAGCCGGCGUUUUCGCGUUUAUUAUGUUAUUUAGACAUCGUCACUUGGAGCGCGCGUGUUUUUCAGAGAGCUGACUUCUAGAAUGAACCUAUGUAAAAUGGUAUAUAUUUUGGUGCGUGUAAAUCCAUUCAGUUCUGUUUACUUAAAAUGUCAGUGCACGUUGAAGAUUUCCCACCGCUGUAGUAUUAAGAAAGAUUACAUCGCUUCAAUGUAACUUUGCGAAUGCAGUUAAAAGUACAAUAACCUUUGCAUAACAAAAACAUUUUUUUUUCAUCUGCUGCCUGAGGCUCGACGCAUGCGCUCUAGCUGUUUGCUGUCACUAAAACAUUUUUCUUCACAUUGGAAACUGUCACGAGUGACGUCAAUCACGGAGCUCUGACCAAUUAGAACGCUCGGUGAUUGUUUGGCUCCACGGGCUGCAGCGCCUACCAUGAAUCUCUAUUCAGUAUAUCAAAGCGUCCUGCUGCUGCCUCUCAACCGAAUGGGAUUCCACGUAGGCACUGAGAUAGCAACUAAACUUUAGGGGAAGUUGAUUUUUUUCUUCUGUAUUUUUCAAAGCGAUUAAAAUAUAUUUGUCAUCAUCAUUAUUAUUAUUUUGCCUGCUGUCAGGUUAUUCUAAAAUUAGGAGUAAUGAGCGUGGAUGCUUUGGGAAGCCCUGUGAUGGACCCCGCGUUUUCCAAACGGAACACGACGCUGAGAUUAGUUGACUUGGCAGGGGCUCACCACCAUCACCAUCAUCACCACCAUACCCCUCAGAGCGUGACAGGCUUCCCGGGGUUCAGCAGCCAUCCACACUCAAUGGCUCACUCGCACCCUGGGGAGAUGACUGCGGAACCCCGCCUGGGGCCGAGUCCAUUCGGGCCAGAACACAUGGGGCACUCCGCGGCCCUCAAAAUCAGCCCAACCCAUCAUUAUCCCCACCACCAUCACCACCACAAUCAUCAUAUUGCAGGCCACACUGAAGUGGUCUCCAGUCAAACGGGAGCUUUUGGCCCGGUGCAGGCGGCGACGGUCCCGUACUCUAUGUCUCACACGGCCCAGGCGUUAUCCGCAGGUAGGGAUUUCCUCAUUCGGCGAGAUUUGACAGCUCAAGCCAUGCCCGUGCUGACCGACCAAACUUCUGGUUCAGCCUCUCACCACGGAAUGUUUGUCUCAACAACAGGUAGCUAUCCGGGACACUAUGGUCAUCACCCCGACCCCGGGAACCAUACUCUCUUUCCUGGACUUCAUCACGAGCAGCCGUCUAACGGAGCACCAGGUGGCCAAGCCUUGAACGGACAAAUAAGGUUAGGAAUACCUGCCGAAAUGUAUGUUAGGUCUGAUCAUUUGAGUCAAGUGGCGAGCUCCAGGGCGGACCCGUUUACUGGUUCUCCUCUGCACGGAUACGGCGGACUCAAUCUGAACAUGAACCUCAGCGCACACCACCACGGAGCUGGUGCCUUUUUCCGUUACAUGAGACAGCCGAUCAAGCAAGAGCUUAUUUGCAAGUGGUUGGAACCAGAGCACUCCGCGAAAAAACUUUGCUCCAAAACUUACAGCACCAUGCACGAACUCGUGACACAUGUGACUGUCGAGCACGUUGGUGGACCAGAACAAGCGAACCACAUCUGUUUUUGGGAAGAAUGUCCACGAGAGGGAAAGCCGUUUAAAGCCAAGUACAAACUUGUGAAUCAUAUCAGAGUGCACACCGGAGAGAAACCCUUUCCCUGUCCGUUUCCUGGCUGUGGAAAAGUAUUUGCCCGCUCGGAAAACUUGAAAAUCCACAAGAGGACACACACAGGUGAAAAACCUUUUAAAUGUGAAUUUGACGGCUGCGACAGAAGGUUUGCCAACAGCAGUGAUCGAAAAAAGCAUUCACACGUACACACCAGCGAUAAGCCGUACAACUGCAAAGUCAGAGGUUGUGACAAAUCGUACACGCAUCCAAGCUCUUUGAGAAAACACAUGAAGGUGCACUGCAAGUCUCCACCUCCGAGUUCGGGUUACGAAUCAUCGACUCCAUCUCUUGUUUCUCCUUCAUCGGACUUGGGACGGGAGCCAGCUCCCUCCGAGCCACUCUCAUCAUCGUCCCAGCCGGCCAAUUUAAGCGAAUGGUACGUGUGUCACAGCUCCGGUGCCAGUGGCCCUCAAACCCCACCCAGUGGUUCAUCCACACCGGGCCAUACAGAGGGGCCAAUGUAUGGCAACCAUGAACGAAGAGACGCUUUCUAAAAACAGAUAAUAUUCCUUUUUGGUAUUUUUAUUUUUGGACUGAAUGGCCACAUACUGACGCCAAGUCAGUUAAAAUAGUAAGCUUGUUUAAAAUUGCUGCCUUACUGAAUGAUGCACUGGCCCCUGACAGCUGAUGUCACUGCCUAACCACCAAUCGAUUGGAAAAAGUCACGAAUCUCUGUUUUUAAAUAGAGUACUGAUCGUACGCAUGUCGUUGUAUUAUUUUGUAAAUUUCGCGUUGAUCUUGUUAAUUUAUUUUUUAUUGGUAAAUAAUUUCUUUUUGUAUUAUUGAACCAAAGUGCUUAAUUAUUAAAUUGUAGAUAUGUAAAUUAUGACGUUUUAAUGUUUAUGUGUGAACAGUAAUUUUGUAAGGUUCGGUCCUUCAGCAUUUUUUUAAAUGUUUGCUACUAUACUUUGUACAAAAUUAAUAUUUGGGAUUAUUUGAAUUUCAUAAAGACGUAGACUUUUCCUCUCUUUUUGUGCUUUCUCCAGCCAAGCCAAUUUGAUGGAAACAGUGUUAUUGUAUUUGGUAUGAAGUUUCAUUUAUGAUUAGUCAUUAAUCAAUGUGGUUAUUUUGUGAUUUUGUAAAACUUGUCAGCAAUCCAUUUUUUAUAAAAAUACGAAUUAUCAGCAGAGACCUUAAAAUGUGUACCGAAAUGCCUUGUAACUGUCAGUAUUUUGAAUAAACUGUGUAUGACGCAAA